Messenger RNA from Pyricularia grisea, 1748 nucleotides. RefSeq lists its product as uncharacterized. The record is from RefSeq and is a predicted model, not a curated record. Gene Ontology annotation, molecular function: carbohydrate binding. Bases 131 to 943 code for a protein of 270 amino acids. The transcript has 3 exons. Lineage: Eukaryota; Fungi; Ascomycota; Sordariomycetes; Magnaporthales; Pyriculariaceae.
UAGCUGGAGAGGUAAUUACUAUGCAUACUAUCAGCUGUGAUGACAUUGCACAUCCACAGGGACUUGCACUACACAGUUUACCCGAGACAAUGUCACGAAUAUAUAAGGACAGGAACAGCCGUUGCCCAACAUGGAAUCUGGAGCCUCACAUAAACACCAUCUUAUCACCAUCAUACUAUCAAAAGUAACCAUGAAGUCCCUCUUCCUCACACUCGGUCUGCUCAGCCUUAGUGCUUUGGCUCUUGCAGAUAAAUGCGGUGACGCCAACUAUGAUCCCAAGAGCUACAUCUGCCACAAUGGAAACUUCCUAUGCCCCGUGGUCAACGGCGAGGGUCUAUCAUACUGCAACGGUGCCUGCUACUCCAAAUUCAUGUACCAGUGCAACUCGGGAGUCCUGAGCCAGCUUCCAUUCCUGGAACAGGGCUCCAAGUUCACCCUGACGGCCUGGAACCCAGCCCUGCCCCAAGUGCACGGCAAGUCCAUUGCCAACUCGGGCCGCCACUGGUGGGUCGGCGGCGAGACGGUCAGCUACUGCCCCGACGUCGUCAAGGACCAGGGGGGCUGCCCGCCGGGCAACGUCACCUCGAUGGUCUACUCGGGCGGCAUGAACACUGUGGUCCCCGGCGGCCAGGGGUACUACCUCAACGCCAACUGGAACGUCGAGAUCACCCAGGCCCACUCGGCCUACAUACCCCUGGGAAGCACCCUCGGCGGCCUCGUGGCGUACAAGGAUGGAGGAUUCAUCAACACAAACGGCCAGCCGACCGGCUGGGUCGCCUGCCCCGGCACCGCGAGUGGCGGGGGUGGCAGCGACGGGCGGUGGAACCUCGUUGCGAGGAACGCUUCGUCUGCCGAUGCGCUCAGUGGCUGCACCGGGAUCAACCUUCAGGUCAACUACCUCGGUGACUCGAGCACACCGGCUUCGGUCUGGCAGUAUAUUUAAAGAGCUGGCUGUAACAGCAGCUGGAUCUGGCUGUGUGUGACAGUGGGAACGUAAUGAAUCGCUUGAUGAAAUGAAAAAGAAACUUGUGGUGAUGCCAGGGCUUGUUGAUAUAAACUCUCCUCUAAUUUAUAGCUUUGGGAUAGAAUUAAUGAGCUACGUCUUACAGCAUUCAAGAUUUUUUUGAAGUACCGAAAGUUGUGAAAUGCCACAAUACGGCACAACAGGAUUACCUCCGCGUAAUAUUUUCACAAUUACAACAUUGAUGCAAUGUUUACACAACCAAGCCACAGUAGACCCCAAGGGCCGAGAGGUCAAUAUGUUGUGAAACCUGCGCCUUUUAUGUGGGAUUCGGGGGUUUCCUGAUGCGGUCCAACCAGGCCCAACACAUACUUCGCCCUAUCACUGCUGGGCAAAGUUCAGCACCGUCUUGCAAAACUCCUCAAAACCAUCCACAAAGACGGCAUGUCCAGCAUUCUUGAUGACCACCAAAUCGACCUUCUUGUCCUCCUUGCCGUUCUUCCGGAAGCUCUCCUCGAUACCCGCUCUCAACUCCUCCAUCUUGACGGGCAGAUCGGCGUCAUUCUCACCGACAAUCAACAACGCAUCCUCACAGCCCUUGCCCACCUCAGGCAGCAACGGCCGCAGGUCAAACGACCGACUCCGCAGCGCAGCAGCGCAGGCCUCGAACCCACCGACCGACGUCUUGCGCAUCAGGUCGCGCAUGCGGCCGGCCUCGGCCUCCUCGGCCUUGAGCCAGUCGUUGCCGAACCAGCGCUCCAGCGUGGCCUGGACCUGGGCGUCGACG